AUGUUGCUUAAACUUGGAGUAGCACUCUUCAUUAUCGGGUUCUGCUUGGUGGAAGCAAGGGGCUGGCAGAAAGAUGGAAAGCAACGAAGAAAGCACAAAUUUGGAAAUAUGACAGAUGAUCAAGUGAAAGGAUUCAAGAACUCUCUUCGAAAGACGAAUGUCGAUCGAUUUGUGGCUGCUUUGGAUCGACUGGCCGAUAAAAAUGGAACAGAUAUCGAGCCAUCAGCAAAUGAGAAAGCCGCUAUGAAAGAAAGAAUUAAGCACCUCCGCAAACACGUUCGGUCACCGAAAAUCCACGAAGAUGGAGAUGAUAUGACUGAGGUGAACGAGAAGGCUGGAGUGGCUGAGAGUCUCUAUCAAGGCGAUAUGGCCCUUGACGACUCACAAGUGGAUGCGAUUCUCGGCGAAUUUGUCGAUGGUCCAGCUGAUGCAAGAAAGAAACGACAGGCCUUCUACAACAGCAGAUACCCGAGAAAUCUCUGGGGAAACACUUUUUAUUAUUACUUUGAUCCGUCACUCACCGAUGAAGCAAAAGCCAUUUCCCAAGUGGCGAUCGCUUUCUGGCAGAAUUCGACUUGUGUUAAUUUUGAAGAGAACAGCACAGCACCGAAUCGUGUUCGUUUUUUCAAGGGACAAGGCUGUUACUCGUAUGUGGGAAUGAUUGGCGGGGAACAGGAUCUUUCGUUGGGCAGUGGAUGUCAAUAUUUCCGUCAAGCGGCUCACGAGAUUGCUCAUGCUCUCGGCUUUUUCCACGAACAAAGCCGAUAUGACAGGGACACGGCCAUCACCGUGAACACCGAAAAUGUGAAGCCAGAGUCAGUGGGCAACUAUCGCGAGACGGAGACCAGAAACAAUAACUACAAUAUGCCCUAUGAUUAUGGAAGUAUCAUGCAGUACGCGGACACGAGUUUCACUGCAAAUGGUGGCAAGACGAUGAUCUCGAAGGUACCUGUCUAUCAGGAUAAUAUGGGCUCACAAAGUGUUUCCUUCUACGAUAUUUCGAUGAUGAAUGAGCAUUAUCAAUGCAAACAGAAAUGCACUUCUGGAGCAACGUGUGUCAAUGGAGGAUUUAGAAAUUCUCGAAACUGCAAUACAUGCAUCUGCCCAAGUGGAUAUGGUGGAGCAACUUGUUCGGAUAGGGCACCAGGCUGUGGAGCCACAUUGACCGCAACGAGCGCCACCCAAACACUCAACAUCACAAUUGGAGUUCGAACUUCUGUCGACUACCCGACUUUUGAGACAUGCAAUUAUUUGAUCAAAGCCCCAGCCAGUAACAAAGUGGAGGUAGUGCUGAGAGCGAUUGCUGGCAAUGUCCAAUGCCGAGCUGGUUGUAUCUACAAAGGAAUCGAAGUGAAGGCUACAAAUGAUCAUCGAUACACUGGAAUACGGUAUUGUUGUUCGGAUGAUGUAGGCACCACGAUUGUCUCUGAGGGAAACAUUGUGCCGGUGAUCGCCUUCAAUCGCUAUCACCAAAGCAAUUACACGGUCACCUAUCGAAGCGUACCAUCAUCGACUGCCUCGACCAUUCUAGCGAUCCAGCUUCCGAUGUCGAAGCCAACUCUU
Mesorhabditis belari is the source of this 1563-nucleotide messenger RNA. The record is from the annotation of a GenBank genome assembly. NCBI's taxonomy places the organism in Eukaryota, Metazoa, Nematoda, Chromadorea, Rhabditida, Rhabditidae.